AUGAAGCUUUUCGCUGCCCUUCUGACGGUGGCCAGUCUCGCAGCGUCGAGCUUCGCGAGCCCGGUUCCGGACUGUCCGCCGAGCGGGCAUGUCGGCGGCUACGCGUACCCAGCCCCCACCGUCCAGUUGUCGGUCGGUAAGGCCAUCAACUCGGUCAGCGUGACGCCCGGUUUCUCGUCCUACUCGGUCGACGGUGACGUCAAGUAUGCCUCGGUUGGACCCUCGUACAGUGCGUACGAAGCGUCCCCGGCCUACAGUGCGUACGGUUCGUCCGAAGCCGACCUGAAGCUGACCAGCUACGAGCCGGCCGUGAAGACGGUGGCCGCCGUACCCUCGGUGUCUUACGCCAAGACGGCCGGUGUCGUGUACGCGGACAAGUCUCCGGCCGCCACCUUCGCUUCAGUCGUCCCAUCUGGCAUUAGCUACGCUAAAACGGUAGCCGCCACACCAGCGUACGUCGCCCCGGUCAGCAAGGUAUACGACAGUUCGCCUGCCUACGUCUCGAACGCUUAUCUUCCGCCAGCGGUCAAGACCGUCGUUUCGGCUCCCGCCAGCGAAUACUCGUACGUGGCCAGUCCGGCAGUCAGCAAGUAUGUGGCCGGUCCAGCCGUCUCUUCCUAUGUCUCUACGCCGGCUGUAGCAUCGUACGUGUCCACGCCGGCUGUGAGCAAGUACGUGGCCACUCCGGCCGUUUCCAGCUCGUAUGUACAUGCCGCGCCCGCCGUCAGCUACUCAGCUGCUGCUGUUCCGGUCGCCAAGGUAGCCAGCUAUGCUGCUGCCCCAGCCGUCAGCUAUGCCGCAGGAUAUGUUCCAGCUGCCAAGGUUGCCGCCUACUCUCCGGCUGCCACUUACGCCAGCUACACUCCGGCUGUGAAGGUUGCUUCCUACGCUCCUGCGGCCAGCUACGCCAGUUCGUACGCUACCACAUCGAAGCUGGCUUACGCUGCUCCAGCUUCCUACUCCUAUGCUGCUCCGGCCGUCGCCAAGACUGUCGUAUCCGCGGCACCGGCUGUGGCUUCGUACUCUUACGGUGCUCCCUCUUCCUACUCCUAUGCUGCUCCUGCCGUCGCCAAGACUGUCGUGUCCGCGGCACCGGCUGUGGCUUCGUACUCCUACGGAGCUCCCGCUUCCUAUUCCUAUGCUGCUCCGGCCGUCACCAAGACUGUCGUAUCCGCGGCACCGGCUGUGGCUUCGUACUCUUACGGUGCUCCCGCUUCCUACUCCUAUGCUGCUCCGGCCGUCGCUAAGACUGUCGUGUCCGCGGCACCGGCUGUGGCGUCGUACUCUUACGGUGCUCCCUCUUCCUACUCCUAUGCUGCUCCGGCCGUCGCCAAGACUGUCGUAUCCGCGGCACCGGCUGUGGCUUCGUACUCUUACGGUGCUCCCGCUUCCUAUUCCUAUGCUGCUCCUGCCGUUACCAAGACUGUCGUGUCCGCGGCACCGUCUUAUUCCUAUGCUGCUCCGGCUGUUACGAAGUACGCCAGUGCCCCGGCCGUAUCGACCGCCUAUGUAUCUACACCGACGGUUGCCAAGUACGCUAGCGCCGCUUAUGCCCCAGCCGUCAGCAGCUACGUAGCACCAUACUCGGCCGCUGCCUAUGCCCCGGCCGUCAGCAAAUACGUGUCCACGCCGGCCGUUUCCUCGUACUACGCCACUCCGGCCGUCUCGAAGGUUGUUUCCACCCCGGCCUACGCUUCGUACGUAUCUGCGCCAGCUGUAGCAAAGGUGGCCACUGCCUAUGGACCAGCCGUCGCUGCGUACAGCUCCGGUGCCGCUGUCUCCGGAUACAGCCACGGUUCGGACUACUCAGCGUACUCGGUUUCCCCGGCCGUCUCGAAGGUUGUCGCUACUCCGGCCGUCGCCGCUUAUAGUGCUGGACCGGCUUACUCAUCUUACUCCGUCGGUCCGGCCGUUUCCAAGGUCGUUGCCACUCCGGCCGUUGCUGCGUACAGUGCCGGUCCUGCUUACUCGGCGUACUCUACCGGUCCAGUGGUCUCGAAGGUUCUGACGACACCGGCCGUUGCCGCGUACAGUGCUGGUCCAGCGUACUCCGCUUACUCCGUCAGCCCGGCCGUCACGAAGUACGCAAGCUCUGCGGCCCUGGCUGGCUACGCCACGACCGGUUCUUCACACGGAUACUACGCCGGCGGUCCCGCGCUUGCGACCGCUCACUACGGUGGUUACCGUUACGCUGCUGCUGCCCCGGCCCUGGCCACGGCCUACACUGCUCCGGCCACCGUUGUCAAGACCGUUGCUCCGACCGUCGUUAAAACUGUCGCCGAAAAGUACCUGGAACACUACGACGAUAAUGCACGCUACGCUUUCGAGUACGGUGUAAACGAUCCGCUGACCGGUGACAUCAAGCACCAGAAGGAGGAACGUGAUGGAGACGUCGUGCGCGGCCAGUAUUCGCUGGUGGAGCCGGACGGUAACGUCCGCACCGUGGACUACUACGCCGACUGGGCCACCGGGUUCCACGCCACCGUCACCAACAGCCGGGACCAGGUGCACGCAACGAAAGUGCUAGGCAAGCGCGACACCGUGAAGGCGUAAGGCCGCCGCUCCAGCCCUGCCCAAGCCAAACGAAAGUAGUGGUUGGUUCCGGUUGGGACAAUCAAUUGUUGCUUCACUGUACAGAACGGAGCACAGAUCGAUGAGCGAGAGCGUUUCUGCGGACGCGAUUCCGAUAUGGUUGAAUCCGUUUGUGCUAGCCCUGACUUGAGUUAUUGUUAAUCUUGAUUUUUUUUAUAUUAAUUCUUAUCACACUACUAUCUCCUCAUCGCCUCUUUGCGGUCGGCCACCGGCCAUCGGCCCUUCUUGACCAGCGAAUUUUGUUUUGUGUUAUUAAUGUAUUUAUUGGAUGGCCAAGAUUGAGAAGGAACUGGACCGGCAUUGCACACGAACGAACUCACACGCGCACACACAGGCAUGUCCACACUACUCGCGAAGCAAAUGCGACGAGCUAGGAAUGAUUUCAUAAAUUUGUGUAUUUUCUUCUUAAUGCCCUACCUUUUCGGACUUCGAGUUUAGUCGCUGUAAAUAUAAAUCCACUCCAUUGUUUGUGACAACAACAUCAUGAAGCCCUAUACAUUCAAUCCUCAGUCUCAAUCUCAGCAACCUUGCGUUUAUACUUUUUUGUCACAAUUAUACUCAACGGUUCCCUUGUUCACGGGUCCCGUGCAUUUUCUGUUCCAUCGUUCCAUCGCGUUAACGGGAACACUCCAUCAGCGCGCGGCCAGAUAUCGGGACACGUGCUCAGGACGAAAACCGAUCCUCCACGUGCCCGAGAGAACGCAACGAACACCAGGAACGUUGAAAAGCUGCAAAAACGUGUCAGCAUGUGAGC
Molecule: messenger RNA, 3346 nt
Organism: Anopheles bellator
Lineage: Eukaryota; Metazoa; Arthropoda; Insecta; Diptera; Culicidae
Gene: Cpr76Bd
Product: paternally-expressed gene 3 protein
Exons: 3
Coding region: 1-2553 (850 amino acids)
Source: RefSeq, a predicted model, not a curated record